AUGAAAAAUUUUAAAUUAACAUUAAUUUUCUUAUUAUUAUUUAAUAUUUGUUCUAUCAAUUCAAUAGAAAAAUCAUUGGAAAAAGAUUGGAUAACAUGUCAAGUUGCAUCUAAAAAAAAGACAUGUAUUGAAGGGUAUCAAAAUGUUACUACAUAUUAUAGAGUUACCUCAAGAUAUAAAUUAAAUUUUUGUACAGUUCAAAAAAAUUUAUCAACUGUUUUGAAGGCAAUUUCAUGUUACUUAGAACAUCCAAAAUUACAAAAAGAAAAACAUCAAUUGAUAUCAAAUUAUUGGAUUAAAGAUGUUUGUAAAAAUCAUAAUAAAUAUAAUUCACUUAAAAAAGAAGCUAAAAAAUUUAGUGAUGAUAAUAUUAAAAAUUUUUUAAGUGAAUAUAAAAGUAUUGUUAUUGUAAGAAAUCCCAUACAAAGGUUUAUUUCAGCAUUUACAGAUAAAUGUGUUAUAAGAUAUACUGAAAGUGGAGGAAGAUGUUAUGGAUGUUUUGAUGAUUUGAAAUGUUUUAUAAAUACACUUUACAAUAGAUUAUUAAAACAAGUUAAUCAUCCAAAUAAAGUAUAUGAAGCUACUUAUAUAGAUCGUCAUUUCUACCCACAAUCAUGGUAUUGUCAAUUAAAUGAUUAUCAUCAACAAUAUGAAAUAUUUAAAAUAAAUCCAGAAAGAAAAAAAAGUGUAACAAAAUUUUAUAAUAAAUUAGGAGAAUAUCUUACAUCUUUAGGAGUUUCUUCAAAAGAAGUAUUAUUUAUUAAGAAUGAAGGAAUAAAAAAAUAUACAGGUCAUGCAACAUUUCAUACAAAAAGUAGAAAAAUAGUUAAAAAUGAAUUAAUUCAAAAUAAUAAAUUAAUGGAAAAAUUAAUAAGAAUUUAUUAUUAUGACUUUAAGAUUUUUAAUUUUGAAUUUCCUAAAAAAGGUUUACGUUAUCACAUUUAA
This is a messenger RNA of Strongyloides ratti, 945 nucleotides long. Its product is annotated as Sulfotransferase family-containing protein. Gene Ontology annotation, biological process: positive regulation of response to oxidative stress. The record is from RefSeq and is a predicted model, not a curated record. Gene Ontology annotation, cellular component: membrane. The transcript has 2 exons. Lineage: Eukaryota; Metazoa; Nematoda; Chromadorea; Rhabditida; Strongyloididae. The coding region runs from base 1 to 945 and encodes 314 amino acids. Gene Ontology annotation, molecular function: chondroitin 4-sulfotransferase activity.